ACGUGACUGCGGGUCAUGUGAUCGCUCUGGUUUUCCUCGCCGCUCCCUGCAGAUUCUAAACAAACGAACAUGGCGGAGUUUGAAGAGGAAGAGCGGGGCCUGUUAGGAGAAGAUGAAGAUGAAGAAAACCCGGCUCCAGACACACAGGGCGAGGGGGAGCCGAGGACCCCUCUCCCCGCCAUCUGCGACCCCAGCCACCUCCUGCACCGCAUUGUCGUGUUGGUUUUCAUGUGCUUCCUGGGAUUUGGGAGUUAUUUCUGUUAUGACAACCCCGCAGCACUUCAGAGCGAGUUUCUUCAGGACAUGAAUCUGAACACUGCGGAAUUCAUGCAACUUUAUGCGUGGUACUCCUGGCCAAAUGUGAUCCUUUGUUUUCUAGGAGGAUUUCUUCUCGAUAGGGUUUUUGGUAUUAGACUUGGAACUAUACUGUUUUCACUCUUUGUCUUUGGUGGACAGAUAAUAUUUGCAAUUGGAGGGCUUGUAAAACACUUCUGGCUUAUGGAAGUAGGACGCUUUAUAUUUGGUAUUGGAGGCGAGUCCCUGGCUGUGGCUCAGAACACCUAUGCAGUAAACUGGUUUAAAGGAAAGGAGCUUAAUCUAGUGUUUGGCCUGCAGCUUAGUAUGGCUAGACUUGGCAGCACAGUGAACAUGAACAUCAUGGGCUCAGUCUAUAAUAAAGUUGGUCAAUCUUUUGCUGCUGGACACACUACACUGGGAGUGUCAUUGAUGAUCGCUGCCUUGACAUGCUUGUUUUCCCUGAUGUGUGCAUUGGUUUUGGGAUUCCUUGACAAGCGAGCAGAGAAAAUCCUCCAUAAGGAGCAGGGCAAAACAGGAGAGGUCAUUAAGCUGACAGAUGUUAAAGACUUCCCUGCCUGCUUAUGGCUCAUCUUCAUCAUUUGUGUGGGAUACUAUGUGGCAAUAUUCCCCUUCAUUGGACUAGGACAAGUAUUCUUUAUUGAAAAAUUCAACUUUUCUCCAGCUAAUGCCAGAGCGGUCAACAGUAUUGUGUACAUCAUCUCGGCUCCAGCAUCUCCGGUUCUGGGCUUUGUGGUCGAUAAGGUUGGGAGGAAUGUGAUUUGGGUGAUGUGUGCUGUGGUUACUACACUAGCUGCUCACAUGAUGCUGGCCUUCACUUUUUGGAACCCAUGGAUCGCAAUGUCCCUAUUGGGAGUGUCCUACUCAUUAUUGGCAUGCGCUCUGUGGCCUAUGGUGGCGUUUGUGGUCCCUGAGCAUCAGCUGGGUACAGCUUAUGGCUUUAUGCAGUCGAUUCAAAAUCUGGGACUUGCUCUCAUUGCCAUGGCAGCAGGGGCCAUACUUGAUACCAGAGGCUACCUGGUUUUAGAAGUAUUUUUCUGUGCCUGCAUAUGCAUUGCACUAAUGGCUGCGGUGAUGUUGUACUUUGUGGAUUACCUCAAAGGAGGAGAUUUAAAUCGCUCAGCUGCCGACAGAGCCAGACUUCAGAAAGAAGCCACUUCACAUUCUGAAUGAAGAUGGUGGGGGAACACACUAGCUUCAGGGUGUCAGAGCCCGCCUGCAGCAGUGUCCAGCCCACAGCUGGUGUAUUAACUCUCAUGGGGCAGGACUGCACCACUGACUGCACUCAGCUCUGACAUCUGUUUUCCACUGACUCAUGGGUGUCACACUGUCACAUAUUUUUUUAUUGUACUUUUUUAUAAUAAUUUAAACUUUUAUUGAUUUCUGACGUAUCGAGGUUAAUUGACUACAAAAUGUCCUGUUAGAUUUGAAUGCUUUGGUUCAGUGCUACAAAUUAAUCUGCAUAACUGAAGGGGCCAACAAUCCACUUGAAGUUUUUUUAAAUUGCCAUCUUUGGGUUUUUAUCUGAUAUUUUUAACAAUCAAUUUUCAGUUAAUUAAUUAAAUGGACCAAUAUGCAGUCUUAUAAUUCACUUUUUAUUCUCCUUUUUAUGAUCUUCUAAUUAAUUUCAUUAGGAACUAAUCCCAAAAUUAGUUUAUAAGAAUUUUGUAUGAGACUUUCUGUUGCAUUAAUGAUAUAUUCUAAGAGUUUGGGGAGACAAUCUUAAAAUGUUAAUGUUAUUUUUAUUGCACAGAUUUCCCCCUUUAGCUCAGGUAACUCGUGUCUUAAGCACUGCCCCUUUAGUAGAGUUGGUUCAUUCCAAUAAGAUGGAAAAGUGUUGACUCCCAUUAAGAAUCACAGUUUACUACCUCAUUUGGACAGUGCACUAUCUACCAAAUGAUUUUACAUUGUUUUUACACUAUGGGUGAUUUUUUUUUUUUUUUUUUUUUUCAACAAACAUUAAAUGUGUUGUUAAAAAAAUAACUAUAUGCUGUGCAAUUAAAUGUUAUAUUUUUAAGUGU
Molecule: messenger RNA, 2336 nt
Organism: Periophthalmus magnuspinnatus
Lineage: Eukaryota; Metazoa; Chordata; Actinopteri; Gobiiformes; Gobiidae
Gene: mfsd1
Product: major facilitator superfamily domain containing 1
Exons: 16
Coding region: 70-1488 (472 amino acids)
Biological process (GO): transmembrane transport
Cellular component (GO): lysosome
Molecular function (GO): transmembrane transporter activity
Source: RefSeq, a predicted model, not a curated record